This is a messenger RNA of Penicillium chermesinum, 837 nucleotides long. RefSeq lists its product as uncharacterized. Gene Ontology annotation, cellular component: nucleus; DNA replication factor A complex; chromosome, telomeric region. The transcript has 4 exons. Bases 1 to 837 code for a protein of 278 amino acids. Gene Ontology annotation, biological process: DNA replication; nucleotide-excision repair; double-strand break repair via homologous recombination. Lineage: Eukaryota; Fungi; Ascomycota; Eurotiomycetes; Eurotiales; Aspergillaceae. Gene Ontology annotation, molecular function: DNA binding. The record is from RefSeq and is a predicted model, not a curated record.
AUGGAUAACUUCAACUCAUAUGGCGGCCAAUCAGGCGGCGGCGGCUUUAUGCCAGGCGAGACGAACAGUCCAUCCGGCGGAAAGGUGCGAAUAGCUCAUGCGAUAUCCCGUCAUUCGACUGACAUUUCGAGAAAGACUGGCGACCGUGAUAACAAAACACUCCGUCCCGUGACAAUUAAACAGAUUCUCGAUGCCAGCUCGCCGUACCCAGAGGCUCCCUACCAGAUCGACGGCGCCGACGUUGCCAACGUGCUCUUCAUUGGCCAGGUGCGCAAUAUCAGCGCCCAAAGCACCAAUGUCACAUACAAGAUCGACGAUGGAACAGGCGAGGUCGAGGUGAAGAAGUGGGUGGACUCGGCUAUGGCUGAUAGCAUGGACACCGAUGAGGGGACUAAGGGGCCUGGCGAUGGGAAGAACGAGGUCAAGCUGAAUGGCCAUGCUCGUGUCUUCGGUGCGAUCAAGUCUUUCGGAAACAAGCGAUACAUUGGUGCGCAUAGUGUGCGUCCGAUGACGGAUAUCAACGAGCUGAACUGCCAUCUCCUUGAGGCUACUAUGGUCCAUCUGUUCUUCACUCGUGGGCCUCCUGGUGGUGCUAGCGGUGGAAAUGCGCAAGGCGGCGAUGCUGUGAUGGGUGGGGCUGAUGACUAUGCGAAGAAGAUCUACAAUGUCCUGAAGACCGAGCCCCAAGAUGACACCGGUCUUCACUUGCAACAGAUUGCUACAAAGCUGAAUGUCCCCGCGACUGAUGUGGCACGUGCUGGCGAGGAGUUAAUGGGCGCUGGUGUCAUUUUCUCCACUAUGGACGAACAGACCUGGGCUAUUCUUGAGUACGAGUAA